AUGAAGUUUGCAGAUGAACUUGCUUCGCAAAUGGUGCAAGAAUGGCAGGCUGCAUACAUGGACUACAACACCCUCAAACAUUCUCUCCAAAAUCUGCUGAAGCCAACAAGUGUAUCAACAAACAAUGACGAUGACCAAAAUUAUUACCACGGAUUGGAGCUCGAAUUUUUCACCAAACUCGAGGACGAGUUCAACAAGGUGGUGAAUUUCUACAAGGAUAAGCUGCAACAGCUGAAGGUGGAGGCAAAUGAUCUCACCUUGAAGAACCAAGUUGGACUGCAUUUGGACAUAAGUCAAGAAGUGGAAUUGAGACAGGACUACAUCAAAAUUUACAAACAGGUUCGACAUUUGAGAAGCUUCUGUUCGUCAAAUAUUCUUGCCUUCUCGAAAAUAAUGAACAAGUACGACAAGAUCGCUUCAAGGAGUGCUUCAAAUGUUUACUUACAGAUGCUUGAUAAUUCAUUUCGUGCCAACUCUAAUGAGGUGUAUGAGCUCAUGGAAAGACUAGAGGCCGCAUUCAUCGAGCAGUUUGCACAAGGAAAUCGUGGAAAAGGGAAGAAAUCGUUGAGGCUAGGAGAAAAAAGGGAGAAGCACAGAACAACAUUCCUCCUUGGUCUGUUCACAGGCUGCUCGGUAGCACUAGUGAUAGCCGUUAUUGUCUCAAUGCAUGCUCGGGAUCUUCUCAAUCACACUGGACGAGAUGAGUACAUGGAGAGCAUAUUUCCACUCUACAGCUUGUUUGGAUUCAUCGUCCUACACUUGCUCAUGUACGGGUCGAAUGCCUAUCUUUGGAGGCGAUUUCGUGUGAACUACCCUUCUAUUUUUGGAUUCACAGAAGAAACAGAUCUUAGCUUUAGAAAAGUGCUCCUUCUUGCUUCUGCACUAUCCGUGCUCUCGUUGGCGGCUGUGCUUUCAAACCUUGACAUGGAGAUGGAUCUCAGAACAAUGAAGUAUAGUACAGUUACAGAACUAGUUCCAUUAACAUUACUCCUUCUGGUACUUCUUGUCACCUUCUGCCCUUUCAAUAUUCUUUAUCAUUCGAGCCGAUUCUUCUUCCUCCGCCACGCGUGGCACUGUGCUUCUGCUCCACUUCAUAAGGGAACUUUUACUGAUUUCUUCUUGGCAGAUCAGCUAACAAGCCAGGUUCAAGCAAUCAGAAGCUUGCUUUUCUAUCUCUUCUACUACACGAUGGGAGAUUUCACCACGAGAUCAAAUGCGUUUCUUAACCAGAAAUUAUACAAGGCUUUGUACAUUGUUGUUGCAAUCAUCCCAUCAUGGUGGCGUCUUCUUCAGUGCCUUCGUCGUUUGUAUGAGGAGAAAGAGAAAAAGCAAGGUCUCAACGCGCUCAAGUACUUGUCAACCAUCUUGGCUCUAGUAAUGAGGACAAUGUAUGAUUAUAAGAAGGGUAGCUUUUGGAAAAUCAUGGCUGCAUCAGCAUCGGGAGUCACAACUAUCUACAGCACAUAUUGGGACAUUGUUUACGACUGGGGCCUUCUUCAGAGGAACUCAACAAAUCCAUGGCUGAGAGAAGAGCUUCUCAUCUCAAACAAGGCUGUCUAUUUUGGAGCUAUAGUGAUAAACAUGCUUCUGAGACUUGUUUGGAUGCAGUCAGUUCUUGAUUUCAAUGAAACUGAAUUUCUUCAUAAGCGAGCUGUGGUGGCGCUCGUUGCCUGCUUGGAGAUCAUUCGUCGUGGCAUUUGGAACUUCUGCAGGUUGGAAAAAGAGCACUUCCACCAAGUUGGGCACGAAACACUACUAUUGCCAUCUUGAGACCAAGGUUAAAAUAUGAUCACAUGAUCAACAAAACUAAAUCAAGUCAAUUAUCCAAAUUUUCUUUAUAAAAUUUGCGUGAUAGGGAGACUUUUGGAUCAUCAGAAAAUGGAAGAAAAACUUUGAAAUUGUUGAGACUUUUGGUUGAGUCAAUUUGACUGAAAGUCAAUGUAUUGCAUCAAUUUAUGAUUGUAUCAGCAGCUUUAUUAC
Messenger RNA from Salvia hispanica, 1980 nucleotides. The record is from RefSeq and is a predicted model, not a curated record. Lineage: Eukaryota; Viridiplantae; Streptophyta; Magnoliopsida; Lamiales; Lamiaceae.